GAAACUUACCUGCAGUUCGGCAGCAGAGGUGAGGCGUUGCCAUGGUGACCGAGCUGCGAGCUCUGAUCCGCACCUGUUUCCGCAUUCCGUCAUCGAUGUGCACGCGCGUGGAGGGGGCGGGAGGCAGCGGGCCGUGAAUGUGGUCGGAGCGUCGGUCUGCAGAGGCGGAGGACUGUCGGUGCUGACAGGCGCUCCGGUGCCGGACGGUCCUUUCGGUCCACAGCGGAGAAAGACGCAGCAGCUUCAGCGCGGCGAAUCUUCUGAUCUGCGGUUGAUCUUCUCGCUACACUUCAUGAUGGAAGACAAAGGCGGAGGGGAGAAGGUCGUGACCCCCGCGAGAGCCUGCAGUCCACAGUAUGUAGACAGACGGGGAAGUGCACUGAGAGGGAAAGGCGACAGGAAGAGCAUCAGGUCUGACGCCUCCAUCCAUGAGGCGUCGAGCUGCACCGAGAGCGAGCGAGCGCUGAGGGAAAGGGCGGGGCUUCCAGGUGAAGGCGGGCCUCUGAAAGAGGAGAGUGUUGGAGAGAACCGCCUGCCAGAGAAAGCGGCUCAGGUGUUCAGUCCGGCGGUGACCGUCCUUCCCUCACACGCAGCACCCAAAGAUGAUGCGGCAUCUUGGGAAAUGGAGUCUGAGAAGAGUCCCUUCCUGAACUACACAGGGGGGGGCUACGACCAGCAUGCCUUCCAGUAUGAGUGGACUGAGAGGAGAGCACCAACCAGACGGGGUCUGUGUUGUUCCGGCGGAGACAUGUUAAAGAUGGGCGUGUCCUUGAUGAUGUCAGCAAUAAUCUUCCCGGUCCUGGUGUGGGGGGGCUUUGCCUUCCUGCCCUUUGAUGCCCCUCUGCUGGACAGCGCCCCCCUCAGGCUGGUCUACACACUGCGCUGCUCUGUGUUUGCUGCAGCGCCAAUCGUUCUUGGUUGGCUGGUUCUGGGUGCCAGUCGGCUCAAGUCGGGUUCUACCCAACCCUUGUUUGACGAGAACCUGAAGGAGGCGGAGUGUAAGGAAGUCACUGUGCACCAGCGCUUCAUCACAGACUCCGCCUCCCUGUUCCUGAUCCACUUCCUUCAGUUGGUUGUCAUGGCAAUGUACCUAACCCAGGAGCAGCUGAAGCUCAUCCCACUGCUGACUAUUGUUUUUGCCUUUGGACGUCUGGUCUACUGGGGGGCUGCAGCCUUUGGUAGCAGCAUCCGAGGUUUUGGUUUUGGGCUGUCCUUCCUGCCAGGACUGGUCAUGAUGGCUGCAAACUUCUACUUCAUCUUUGUGGUGGAGGCGGAGGGCUCUGUCUUCAGCGUUCAGGAGCCUCCAGCGCUGGCCCCGCCCCCUGGCAAACAGAGGUUCUGGGGCUGACUCCUGCCGAGUAACAGCACCGUGAUGUUUUAACCAUUCUGUUUGUUUAAAGGGUAGGGCAGCUUCCACUUUCUUCACAUAAAUAAUCUUGUUUACGAUUAUUUGAUCUAGUUAUUCUUCUACUUGUUUUAUAAGCUUUCAAUUGCUUUUGUAAAAAUGAUUUUAGGAUGCUAAAAUAUUUUAAAACUACAUUUAUUUUUAUUUGGUAGUCUAAGUUUCACAAUAAAACUGUAAAACCUA
Molecule: messenger RNA, 1588 nt
Organism: Oryzias melastigma (Indian medaka)
Lineage: Eukaryota; Metazoa; Chordata; Actinopteri; Beloniformes; Adrianichthyidae
Product: transmembrane protein 79
Exons: 5
Coding region: 293-1348 (351 amino acids)
Biological process (GO): regulated exocytosis
Cellular component (GO): lysosomal membrane; trans-Golgi network membrane
Source: RefSeq, a predicted model, not a curated record